CUUCUGAGUGGUGACUCCAGUGAAUGCGUUUCUCAGUCAUUUUGAUUGAUUCAUUCAACUGUUUGCUGAAGGCCAGCACUGAUGCCGGGACAGCAGGAGCCCUGACCCCACAGCAUGUCCGAGCUCAUUCCUCUCCAGCGUCACUGCAGCUGGGAGCUGUUUCUCCAGGGACACUUACACCCUCUGGAGUAGUGACUGGACCUGGAGCUCCAUCUUCUCAACACCUCCGCCAGUCUUCUUUUGAGAUCCCUGAUGAUGUACCUUUGCCACCAGGUUGGGAGAUGGCUAAGACACCAUCUGGACAGAGAUAUUUUCUUAAUCACAUUGAUCAAACAACAACAUGGCAAGAUCCUAGGAAGGCCAUGCUCUCCCAGAUGAAUGUUACAGCUCCCACCAGUCCUUCUGUGCAGCAGAACAUCAUGAACUCGGCAUCAGGCCCACUCCCCGAUGGAUGGGAACAAGCUAUGACCCAGGAUGGAGAAAUUUACUACAUAAACCAUAAGAACAAGACCACAUCUUGGCUAGACCCAAGGCUUGACCCACGCUUUGCCAUGAAUCAGCGAAUCAGCCAAAGUGCUCCAGUCAAACAGCCACCUCCUCUGGCUCCUCAGAGUCCCCAGGGUGGUGUGAUGGGAGGGAGUAGCUCCAAUCAGCAGCAGCAGAUGAGACUUCAGCAGCUACAGAUGGAGAAAGAAAGGCUGAGACUGAAGCAUCAAGAACUGCUUCGGCAGGUGAGGCCACAGGCAUUGCGGAAUAUCAAUCCCAGCACAGCAAAUUCUCCAAAACAUCAGGAAUUGGCUCUCCGUAGCCAGCUUCCAACAAUGGAACAAGACGGUGGAUCUCAAAACCCUGUGUCAUCUCCUGGAAUGUCUCAGGAACUGAGAACAAUGACUACAAAUAGUUCUGAUCCCUUUCUUAACAGUGGAACAUAUCACUCCAGAGAUGAAAGCACAGAUAGUGGACUUAGCAUGAGCAGUUACAGUGUACCCAGAACCCCAGAUGACUUCCUGAACAGUGUUGAUGAGAUGGAUACAGGUGACAGUAUCGGCCAAAGUAACAUACCAUCCCAUCAGAACCGUUUCCCAGACUACCUUGAAGCCAUUCCAGGGACAAAUGUGGACCUUGGGACACUGGAAGGAGAUGGAAUGAAUAUAGAAGGAGAAGAACUGAUGCCAAGUCUGCAAGAGGCUUUGAGCUCUGACAUCCUUAAUGACAUGGAAUCUGUCUUGGCAGCCACCAAGCUAGAUAAAGAGAGUUUUCUUACUUGGUUAUAGGGGCCUCAGGGAGACUGAAUUCUAAAUCUGUGAAGGAUCUAAGGAGAUUAGGACAUCUGUAUCUGAAGUCCAGAACAAGCCAGUGUGGUGCACUUUGGCUUGUGUUCAGAAAAGUAAAUGAACAAAUACUCAACAAGAUUCUUUGGGUUUGCUCUUCCUUGUCCAUCGCUGCUGUUAUAUAUUGCUGACUUUUUUCCACAGUUGACUCUGAAGAACAGACAUCUUCUUGAUCUUUUUCUAUUGCUGUUGCAACUACUGUUUGGGGGGGUGGGGAGGGAUGAUGAGCCUAUUUUGGAUGACGAAUGCCAUUCCUUUUGUCCUAGUGUGCGCUUGCAUAUCAUUUUAUCUAAGUACUCAGAUUUGAGAGUUAAUUUCUGCAUGUCACUGCUUGUAGUUUGCUCAGCUAGUUGUCUCCUGCUGCCUGUGGCAAUUGGUAAAACAUGACAUACUGGGGUGACAAGCCAAAAAUGAUGUAUCUGGUCAAAAGAAGUCAAUACUGAUUUGGAGAUACGACGUAAAGGAGGGCUGAAGACUGUUUGGCAUUAAGUGUUCCUACUAGUAGCUCUUGCAUUAGCCACAAAGUGCUCUUGUUUGUAUUUUAUGUUAUAGUAAAUCAUGAGUCAUUUUACAUAGAAACAUAUAUGAAUCUUGAUUGUUGCCACAUACUCUAGCCUAACUUCCAUUUGUCAGAAAUACUUUGAUUAUUUUUGUUAGUUGGUUUAACUGUAGCUGUAGGAUGGGAAGUAAUGAUAGGUGUUUUGGGGUUUUUUUUUAAUAGUGAAAUCUAAGGGUUUUUUUCUGAUUUCACACAGUCUUAUUUAAAUCCGAAUUGUCUGCUUUUUUUAUACCUAAACCAUGCCUAUUGUAGCCUGAUAAGCUAGUGAGUACAUAAACCAGUAUGUUUUGCCUGUAGCUUUUUUAAUUUUUUUUAAAGGCUAGCUUUGAAUGUAAUCAUUAGAUUUCAUGACCAGUGGCUUAUUUUUCAUGUGUAUUUACAUGACUUUGAAUUAGAAUCUGAUUAUAGCAAUGUAAAAAUUAGAGUCUUUUGUCAUGUGUAAAAAUUUUAAAUGCAUUUUAAAGUAGCAGAACCAUUUUAAAAUUGCAUCCAAUCUCUCUUCUGGUUUUCAGUUUUGGUCUCUAAGUGAGUUCAGAUUUUAAAGUCCUUAAUGGGAAAAAAAUUAUAAAAAGUUUCUCUUAACACAGACAAAAAUUCUGAACUAUUAAUAUCACUGUGCAUUGCAAUGAAAAGGCUAGAACACCAAAAAACUUCUCAAUAAAAACUUUUAAGUGUAAUAGUUAUCAAGAUCUGUUUGGUGAAAAAUAAGCCCUGGACACUAUAUGUAGAAGAAUGUAAAGAUAUGUGUUAGAUGGUGACAUGAGCAGGUAAUGAAGUGUAUAUUAGUAGUAGAGCUUAGCAUGGGGUAGAGGUGAAUAUGAAUAAUUUUUAUUUUAACAGGAAAAGAUGUAUCACUAAGUUGUCUGCAGGAGUUGACACAAGUUUCCAAAGAGUAUUUUUAAAUGAACAAAACGAGCAUGAAUCAAACUUUCAAUAUAAGCUAUGAAUUUUUGUGGGGCUUUUGGGUUUUUUUCUGAUGAAAUAUAGUGUCGCCAGUUAACACCUCUAUAAUUAAGGGCCUGUCACCAUUCUCAACAUGGAGCCUUUAUUUUCAAGGGUGUGUAACAUGACUAUAAAAAUACUGUAAGCAUGAAACUUAGUUUUGGAAAAAAACUCUCAGCAGGGACUUCUCCUGAGGAGAGACUUUUUAGGUUUUACUGUUUUGCUUUUUUUUUAAAAGACACUGAUUAUUUUUUAAGCUAGGAGCAAAACAAACAAAAAACCCCCAUCAUAUUACUAUUGCCAUUUGGAUUUCUUUUAUGCUUCAGAAAUAAUUCUGAUUUAGGAUGAUGUAAAGAAUGAAAACUCUUAACUAAAUCCCAUUUUAAUAACUGAAGCAGCAGAGGCAGAGAUCUGAAAUUUGCCACUAUAAACAUAUAUUUACUACUUUGCAUAAAUGUAUUAGUGUUUGAAAAACACAACAUUUUGUGGCUUGUUAUGGAAUA
Molecule: messenger RNA, 3335 nt
Organism: Ficedula albicollis (Collared flycatcher)
Lineage: Eukaryota; Metazoa; Chordata; Aves; Passeriformes; Muscicapidae
Gene: YAP1
Product: Yes associated protein 1
Exons: 9
Coding region: 24-1274 (416 amino acids)
Biological process (GO): hippo signaling; positive regulation of transcription by RNA polymerase II
Cellular component (GO): nucleus; cytoplasm
Molecular function (GO): transcription corepressor activity; protein binding; transcription coactivator activity
Source: RefSeq, a predicted model, not a curated record